Molecule: messenger RNA, 816 nt
Organism: Truncatella angustata
Lineage: Eukaryota; Fungi; Ascomycota; Sordariomycetes; Amphisphaeriales; Sporocadaceae
Exons: 5
Coding region: 1-816 (271 amino acids)
Molecular function (GO): oxidoreductase activity, acting on the CH-OH group of donors, NAD or NADP as acceptor
Source: RefSeq, a predicted model, not a curated record
AUGUCAACAUACGUCAUCGCUGGAGCCUCGAGAGGGAUAGGGUUUGAGAUGCUUCGCCAGCUGUCGAGCGACCCCAAGAAUACAGUCGUCGGCUUGGUUCGAAACCCGUCCAGCACUAAGGAAAAGGUGUCGGCGGAAUUGUCUGACCGAUCCAAUAUUCACAUCAUUGCCGGUGAUCUGACAAACUACGAUAGUCUGAAGACUGCUGCCGACGAGACUUCAGCCAUUACGGGUGGCAGUCUCGACUACCUGGUUGCGAACGCCGCUAUCAUAUCACAAGUUGAUGGAUUCUCCCCGAUUGGACAAAUAUCGCCUAGAGACGCAGCGAACGCCUUUCAUGAAUCAAUCGACACCAACGUCAUUGGCAGUAUUUACCUUAACAAUGUGUUCCUGCCUCUCAUUCUUAAAGGAAAGGCCAAGAAGAUCAUAGCUAUAAGCUCCGGGAUGGCGGACGUUGACUUUAUCAAUCAGUUCGACAUAGAAAUUGGAGCUUUGUAUUCGGCCUCGAAAGCAGCUUUGAACGUUAUUGUUGCCAAGUUCAGCGCACAGUAUAAGAAGCAGGGCGUACUGUUCAUUGCUAUCAGUCCAGGAGUGGUAGAUACGGGCAACUUUAACCCUGCAAGUCUAUCUCCACAGGAGAUUGAGGGAUUGCAAAGCAUGUUUGCAGGUUUUCAGAAGUAUGCACCAAACUUCAAGGGUCCAGUAGCCCGGGAACUAGCCGUGCAAGAUGUGAUCAAAGUUUGGGAGAAUGCCAGUCUUGAGAAGGGGCAUGGGGGCGCAUUCCUGUCUCACCUGGGCAACAAACAAUGGCUCUGA